AGUGAUCUGCAGUUGUGAAGGUCCUGAAGGGAGACAGUCAGUGGAUCGAUAACAAACCAGACUCGGUGAAAAAUUAUGACUGCAACAAUAGGCAGCUAGCUGGCUUCUUAUCUUUUAUAAGCCAGAAUCACAGGCAAGCGAAUCGAGACAACCGAGACCAUGGAAAGAAAAGGUGUACCUAUUAAGCGCAUCCUCAACAAGCCCCAGAUAGUCCGCAGUCUGGGCAGCAACCUUCACACAGAUGUGAAUGCCAGCCACUCCCGGGCUGGAUGGUCGCUCCUGAGCAAAGUGCAGCGCAGCAGGCACAAGAAUCUAUAUGAAAUCAACCAUCAAAUCAGGACCAAGCCUGAUUUAAACACAACACUACCAGUUCGACAGACAGCAUCCAUCUUCAAACAACCAGUGACCAAGGUUACAAAUCAUCCCAACAACAAGGUGAAGACAGACCCACAGAAGGCUGUGGACCAACCGAAACAAUUGUUCUGGGAGAGGAAGUUGGGUGGCUUAAAUGCAUUUGAUAUCGCAGAGGAGCUGGUGAAAACUAUGGAUCUUCCUAAAGGCUUGCAGGGUGUUGGGCCUGCAUGUUCAGAUAAAACACUUCUUUCUGCCAUCGCCAGUGCUCUGCACACCAGCCCCUCACCUGUCACUGGACAACUCACUGCUGCUGUGGAGAAAAAUCCUGGCGUCUGGCUCAACACAUCUCAGCCUCUCUGCAAAGCCUUUGUAGUGACUGAUGAUGACAUCAGGAAGCAAGAGGACCUGGUGCAGAAUGUGAGGAGGCGGCUCGAGGAAGCCCUCACAGCUGAUAUGUUGGCUCAUAUAGAGGACGCCACUGCAGACGCAGCAGCCGCGGCCGCAGCCAACAAAGUGGAGGAGAAGGUUGAGCAGGUGGACAAGGAGGAAUUAUAGCCACGGUGCACAAAACUGCAGAACAGGUUCCAGUCCUUUUCCGUUGGUCCAUCCAUUACCUCUGUUUGAUGGUCUUGCAUUGUUACGAACUUCAGUACAUGUGACACAGGCUUGUUUGACAUGAAGUUUGCUGGUAAACUCCUUUCAUUUUCAAAUAAUUGGCUCCAUGAAGAUUUUUAUACACUUUGAACUGAAAUAGACCCUAAAUGCAGACAUUCUGCAGAUUUUGUUUACCUUAAAAAAAAAAAGAGACUGUUUUCUUUCAUAUUAUUAUUAUUAUUAUUAUUAUUAUUAUUAUUAUUUUUUACAUUCAAGUGUAAUUCUGGAAGGGUGCUUUGGAUUUCCAGUUCACUUUUACCUCUACUAAUGUAAGGCAACUUUCUUUAGACUUUCCAUACUUGUUUAGCGUUUUCAUGUCACAAUGACAUCACCUUUUCAUCAUUGAUACGAUAUUGAGUCAAACGAAAUUACUGUUCCUGUAAGUAGUUUUACUUUUAAGCAGUUUACGGCAGUUGUGGAUGAUUCUCUACACAAGGCAGUGUUACAGUUAAUAAACAGCUGUUCAAGCUCAAAGUAAAGUUGAAAAAAACACAAACCUGGUGUGUGUCUGUGUUUGUGUGUCUGUAUGUAUGUGUCUGUGUGUGCACGCGCGCUUGUGUUGAAUGUAUCAUUUCAUGUUGGCGUCUUGAGUGUUUCUUUUUUGACAUGUUGCUCUUUUAUAUUUUACUCUGGCACUGCAGGUAUUGUGUUUGUUUGGAAGCAUAGAAAGGUUGCAGUAUGUUUACAUGCACACAGCACUGUUGUGGCUGUGAAUAAUCAAAUUUAGUUUGUUUGAUUUCAAAUUUUUACAGUUUAAAGCAGUGUUAUUUCUCUCAAUAACUUAAGUUUACAUGGUUUGGAAGUUUAAGUCAUGGUAUUUGUGUUUCGCCAGCUACAUUUGAGUUUAAUAUGUAACAGAAAAAGUGUGUACCUUCAGAAAAUACAAAAAAACAAUAAAACACUGAUGUACCUUGUAA
This is a messenger RNA of Cyclopterus lumpus (lumpfish), 1925 nucleotides long. It is a transcript of the gene mbd3a, whose product is annotated as methyl-CpG binding domain protein 3a. Bases 160 to 909 code for a protein of 249 amino acids. Lineage: Eukaryota; Metazoa; Chordata; Actinopteri; Perciformes; Cyclopteridae. The transcript has 6 exons. The record is from RefSeq and is a predicted model, not a curated record.